Culicoides brevitarsis is the source of this 928-nucleotide messenger RNA. RefSeq names its product AP-3 complex subunit sigma-2 (gene or). Gene Ontology annotation, cellular component: AP-3 adaptor complex; intracellular membrane-bounded organelle; membrane coat. The record is from RefSeq and is a predicted model, not a curated record. Gene Ontology annotation, biological process: intracellular protein transport; Golgi to vacuole transport. Bases 80 to 655 code for a protein of 191 amino acids. Lineage: Eukaryota; Metazoa; Arthropoda; Insecta; Diptera; Ceratopogonidae. The transcript has 2 exons.
UGUUUUGAUUGAAAGUCACCAAUUUUUGAAUUUCUUGCAAUUUUUCCUUAAAUUACCUCAAAAAACUCCCGAUCUCGUGAUGAUUAAGGCGAUUUUAGUGUUCAACAAUCAUGGAAAGCCGCGUUUAAGUAAAUUUUAUCAAUAUUUCAGCGAAACAGUGCAACAACAAAUCAUCCAAGAGACCUUCCAUCUUGUCUCGAAGCGCGACGACAACGUUUGCAACUUCCUCGAGGGCGGUUCACUCAUCGGCGGCUCAGAUUACAAGCUCAUUUAUCGCCAUUACGCCACUUUAUACUUUGUCUUUUGCGUGGAUUCGUCGGAAAGUGAGCUCGGAAUUCUCGAUCUCAUCCAAGUUUUUGUCGAAACGCUCGAUAAAUGCUUCGAGAAUGUUUGCGAGCUGGAUUUAAUUUUUCACGCCGACGAAGUGCAUCACAUCCUGAACGAACUUGUGAUGGGCGGCAUGGUGCUGCAAACGAAUAUGUCGGAGAUUCUGGCGCGGAUAGAGGAACAGAAUAAGCUGCAGAAACAGGAAGCGGGAAUUAGUGCGGCGCCAGCGAGAGCCGUUUCUGCGGUGAAAAGUAUGAACAUUCCACAGCAAAUUAAGGACAUGAAACUGCCGGAUCUGCCGCAGGCAAUUAAGGAUUUGAAAUUUUGAUAUCCACGCACGGAACGGGAGUCGGCGGCAUUGCUCUUUGAUCGGAUCCUUGCCACGAGUGAUAGUGCUUAUAUCCAACUUGCUACGAAUUACACGGAGGAGUCGUAAUUUCUCUUUAAAUUUAUAAACUAAAAAAAAGACUUUUAAAUAAUAUAAAACAAAUCAAAAUUCGCGAUAAAUUAUUUUUUUAAUUUUUAAAAUUUUUAAAGUGACUCUGAACUGCAAAAUUCGAUUUUCGAGGAAAUUUUCAUAUUUUACUCAGACAAAAAUAAU